Molecule: messenger RNA, 9235 nt
Organism: Heterocephalus glaber (naked mole-rat)
Lineage: Eukaryota; Metazoa; Chordata; Mammalia; Rodentia; Bathyergidae
Gene: Unc5c
Product: unc-5 netrin receptor C
Biological process (GO): axon guidance; netrin-activated signaling pathway
Cellular component (GO): membrane
Molecular function (GO): protein binding; netrin receptor activity
Source: RefSeq, a predicted model, not a curated record
GGAGAAAGUGGAGCGGGGCGCGCGGCGCUGUUCUUCGGACGCUCGCGGCGCACGCUCCGGCGGACUCUCCCCGCUCUCCCCGCGCGGCCCCGCGCCUCUGUCGAGGAUGAGGAAAGGUCUGCGGGCGACGGCGGCCCGCUGCGGACUGGGACUGGGAUACGCGCUGCCCGCGCUUGUGCUACCUGCCCUGGCCCUGCUCAGCGCCAGCUCCGCCGCCCAAGAUGAUGACUUUUUUCAUGAACUUCCAGAAACCUUUCCAUCGGAUCCACCUGAGCCUCUGCCACACUUCCUUAUUGAGCCUGAAGAAGCUUAUAUUGUGAAGAAUAAGCCUGUGAACCUGUAUUGUAAAGCCAGCCCCGCCACACAGAUAUACUUCAAAUGCAACAGUGAAUGGGUUCACCAAAAGGACCACAUCGUAGAUGAGAGAGUAGAUGAAACCUCUGGUCUCAUUGUCCGGGAAGUGAGCAUUGAGAUUUCUCGCCAGCAAGUGGAAGAACUCUUUGGGCCCGAAGACUACUGGUGCCAGUGUGUGGCCUGGAGCUCAGCAGGCACCACGAAGAGCCGAAAGGCCUAUGUGCGCAUUGCAUAUCUACGGAAGACCUUUGAGCAGGAGCCCCUGGGAAAGGAAGUGUCCCUGGAACAGGAAGUUUUACUCCAGUGCCGACCACCUGAAGGGAUCCCAGUAGCUGAGGUAGAAUGGCUGAAAAAUGAAGACAUAAUUGAUCCUGUUGAAGAUCGGAAUUUUUAUAUUACUAUCGACCACAACCUCAUCAUAAAGCAGGCCCGCCUCUCAGACACCGCGAAUUACACCUGUGUUGCCAAGAACAUUGUUGCUAAGAGGAGAAGCACGACCGCCACUGUCAUAGUCUAUGUCAAUGGUGGCUGGUCCACCUGGACAGAGUGGUCCGUGUGUAACAGCCGCUGUGGACGAGGGUAUCAGAAGCGCACGAGGACCUGCACCAACCCAGCUCCACUCAACGGCGGUGCCUUCUGUGAAGGGCAAAGCGUGCAGAAAAUAGCCUGUACUACUCUAUGCCCAGUGGACGGCAGGUGGACCUCAUGGAGCAAGUGGUCCACCUGUGGGACUGAGUGCACUCACUGGCGCCGGAGGGAGUGCACAGCGCCGGCCCCCAAGAAUGGGGGCAAGGACUGCGAUGGGCUAGUUCUGCAAUCCAAGAACUGCACUGAUGGACUCUGCAUGCAGAGUUUCAUUUAUCCUAUUUCAACUGAACAGAGAACCCAGAAUGAAUAUGGAUUUUCUUCUGCUCCUGACUCAGAUGAUGUGGCGCUCUAUGUGGGAAUCGUGAUCGCGGUGAUAGUGUGCCUGGCCAUCUCUGUGGCCGUGGCUCUGUUUGUGUAUCGGAAGAAUCAUCGGGACUUUGAGUCCGAUAUUAUUGACUCUUCAGCCCUCAAUGGGGGCUUCCAGCCUGUGAAUAUCAAAGCAGCCAGACAAGAUCUCCUGGCGGUGCCCCCGGACCUCACAUCGGCUGCAGCCAUGUACAGGGGACCUGUCUACGCCCUGCAUGAUGUCUCGGACAAAAUCCCAAUGACCAAUUCUCCAAUUCUGGAUCCACUACCCAACCUGAAAAUCAAAGUGUACAACACCUCAGGUGCUGUCACUCCCCAAGAUGACCUCUCUGAGUUCACAGCCAAGCUGUCCCCCCAGAUGACACAAUCCUUGCUGGAGAACGAGGCUCUCAACCUGAAGAACCAGAGUCUGGCCAGGCAGACUGACCCGUCUUGUACAGCAUUUGGCACCUUUAACUCCCUUGGUGGUCAUCUCAUUGUCCCUAAUUCAGGGGUGAGCUUGCUGAUUCCUGCCGGGGCCAUUCCCCAGGGGAGAGUCUAUGAGAUGUAUGUGACUGUACACAGGAAAGAAAAUAUGAGGCCCCCCAUGGAAGACUCGCAGACACUGCUGACCCCUGUGGUGAGCUGUGGGCCCCCUGGAGCCCUGCUGACCCGCCCCGUCAUUCUCACCCUGCACCACUGUGCAGACCCCAGCACCGAGGACUGGAGGAUCCAGCUCAAGCACCAGGCAGCACAGGGACAGUGGGAGGAUGUGGUGGUGGUCGGAGAAGAAAACUUCACCACACCCUGCUACAUCCAGCUGGACGCGGAAGCCUGCCACAUCCUCACGGAGAGCCUGAGCACCUAUGCCCUGGUCGGCCAGUCCACCACCAAAGCUGCUGCAAAGCGCCUGAAGCUGGCCAUCUUUGGUCCUCUCUGCUGCUCAUCCCUGGAGUACAGCAUCCGAGUCUACUGUCUGGAUGACACCCAGGAUGCCUUGAAGGAAGUCUUACAGCUAGAGCGGCAGAUGGGAGGACAGCUCCUGGAAGAUCCCAAGGCCCUUCACUUCAAAGGCAGCACCCACAAUCUGCGCCUGUCGAUCCACGACAUUGCCCAUUCCCUCUGGAGGAGCAAACUGCUGGCUAAAUACCAGGAAAUUCCUUUUUACCAUAUUUGGAGUGGGUCUCAAAGAAACCUCCACUGUACUUUCACUCUGGAGAGAUUCAGCCUGAACACAGUGGAGUUGGUGUGCAAACUGUGUGUGCGACAGGUGGAAGGAGAGGGGCAGAUCUUCCAGCUCAACUGCACUGUGUCCGAGGAACCCACUGGCAUUGAUUUGCCGCUGCUGGAUCCAGCCAGCACCAUCACCACUGUCACAGGGCCGAGCGCAUUCAGCAUCCCUCUCCCUAUCCGGCAGAAGCUCUGCAGCAGCCUGGAUGCCCCACAGACCCGUGGCCAUGACUGGCGGAUGCUGGCCCAUAAGCUCAACCUGGACAGGUACUUGAAUUACUUUGCCACCAAAUCCAGCCCGACUGGUGUAAUCUUGGAUCUUUGGGAAGCACAGAACUUCCCAGAUGGAAACCUGAGCAUGCUGGCAGCUGUCUUGGAAGAAAUGGGAAGACAUGAAACAGUAGUGUCUUUAGCAGCAGAAGGGCAAUAUUGACCACGCUGGAACUAAACAUGAAGGACAGAAUGCACGGGAGUCUGUGGCUGUCCAGGGAAACACUGCCGGGGAGGAAGUCCAGAGGAGACCAAUGAGCUUCACAGGCAAGAUGGCAGCAGGAGAGAGAAAGAAAACAGAUACAAUACCAAUGUACACGCCCACUUUAUUUGGACAGCAUCACAGGAGUUAAAAAUUGUAUAAAUUUGUACCUUGAAUUUAGAAAUCAACCUAAUUUUCCUCUUAGUUGGGCUGUAUGCUGUAUGGUACAGGAUCUUACAGUUUCCUAGGAAACGCUUUUUAUUGCUAUCCAGAUAUAUGGAUAAACUUUCUUAACAAACCCAAUUUCUACAAACGUUGUUUACAUCAAAUUGGACAGGGAUGCAGACACUGUCCAUGGCUCGUUCUAUUUUUGUUCAAAUCAUUUGAAGUUGAAGCUGUGGACGGUUUCUUUUGUCUAUUUCAGAUUAGUAAUUUACAGAGAAAUUGCAGACUUUUGAUAUAAAUCGUGUACAUCAAGUGUCUCAGAUAAUCCUCCCAUGAGUGUUGUUUCUAGAACUUAUAGAACUAGCAUUACCAUUUGUAUCAGGGAAGUGAAGAAUCUAAAUCCAAAAGUCAAACAACUAAGGUUCCUUAUGCCUUGGCAGGGGGCCUAUCCAGUGCCCUUUGGGAAUAAAGCUUAGCAUUGGAGGGAAAAGAAUAAUUCAUGUUCAGCCACACAAACAUUUCUUCAGGACAUGUGUGUUUGUAAUAUGCAAUUUGAAGUGGUUUUUUAAAGGUCUUAUUAUUGAGUAUCUACAAGUAUUGUGGUAAAAGGACUUUUGGUUUUUGUUAGCACUAUUGUUAAUGUUUGGUAUUAUUAACUAGAUCUGCCUCACUGUCUCACAAAUCAGGUUGGGUUAACCAAUUCAGUUAGCAGGCAUUGCUUCACUGGCCUUUGACCUUUGUCAUCCUGCCCUGGAAAAAGGUAGCAAAGGCUUCCAGGCUUUGACAAUUUGUUCAUCUUGCAUCGGCAGGGUCUUCCUCCUCUGAUUCUUACCAGACAUGUUCUCUUUGAAGUUCUCUUAAUGUUGUGAUUGUAUGGCCCCACACUGACUCCCCUCAGGGCUCUGUCUACCUGAGGGAUAGGGUGGUUGAAGGAAUGGCCUCUGAACUGGAAAUUAGAAAACCACUCUGGAUUUGGUCCUGUCUGGCUGUGCUACGUUAUGAAAAGCACUGAAACUCUCUAGAGCUCAGUUUCCUUACCCGAAAAAUAGGGGGUAAGAUUAGAUCAUCUCAAAUUUUAAAAUGCUGGACUUCUAUUGUGAGGCCUCAUUCAUCAGUCUGAAAAUGACAAUGAACUCUGCCUUGAAUCAUUUAAACAGUCAGCUAGUCUUUUUCUCAGCCUGCAAUAUGCUUUUCAAGUAGUUUUGACUUGGAAGAAAAUUAUUCUAACCUGCGAUGUACUUGUUCAGCAUUCAAUCUUAUGUUAUUAUCAUUUUCUUGUCCUCUCUCAUAGGACCCCUAGCGUUCUAGCCUCGUUACUUGUUGUAAAUUUUUAUUAUUGUUUUGAACUCAUGACAUCAAGACCAUUCCUGCAAAUCUGGCAGUAGAAACUUGGUGCAUUUUUUUUCUCUUCAAUCUUUGCUUUAAUACUGUUCAGUAGCAUUUACAAAGGUUAUUUAAUUAGUCCUUUUAUCCUAUAAAAUGUUAGCCAAGAGACUACUUAGUGUAAACUAUGGUUUCCUUGGGACCAUCACAGGCUCUUUAACAUAGGGACUCAGUUCACCCAGCAGUGGGAGUAAAGAGUCAACAAUAGCCCAGUGACCAAACGAAGACUGAACAAGAAGCAUCCUGUGCUUGAGUGGGAACCUUCAGAACCUGACUGAGGUGUCUUUGGGAUGAAGGUAUCCACAUUGCUAAUUGCAUUUGAAUUAGAAAUUAUUUCACACAUUUUCUCCCCUCAUUCCACAUGUUCCCUCUUGUUGUUUGCUUACUUAAUAUUCUCAGACUCCUCCAUUCUCAUUAUUAAGGAACCAUCCUUACAUACCAUUUUUUCAUCUUCUAUUUUUGAGAGCUAUUCCAUAAACUGUUUCUCUAGUCACCCUGUUCAUUAAAAUUUCCAUAUAUAAAAUAUUGGUUCCAUUGGUUGUGGAAGGAGGAGAUUGCACUAAUGAACAAGGUCAGUGGAUAAUGUUUGUACUGAUGAGUAAAGCUGUAUUCUAAAUUAAAAAUUUAAAUAACCUUUAAAAGCAAAAUGAGGAAAGAGUUACUGUCCAUUAUUGCAUCUUGAGAUAAAAUUAACUUGUCAAGAUUGCUUAUUACUGGAAAUCAUCUCAAGAAAUCAAGAACUGGAAAUCUGAACUGGAUGUUCAAGGAAACCUCAAUGCUAUAUGAAAGGUAGAAGGCAGCAAAAAUUUAGCUCUCCAGAUGAAUCAAUUUCAAAAUUUUUACUAAAAGCUUUGAUUAAAAAGAACCAACACAGAAAUACUGAGCAUAACAGGUAUUGAAGCCACUGAGGGCUGUUGGAAUUCACUUCAGAUGCUUGGUUUUUGGUUCAACCUCCCACCACUAGAAAAGGGAAGAGUGAUUGAUUCCUCAUGGGGUAAGCAUCUAUCACAAAACUGUUAUGUUUCCUAUCAAGUGGAUGACAACUUCCAUACAUACAGUACCCCAUAUGUCAAAAUAUUUUCACUAAGAAUUCUGCUUUCCUUCUCCUUUUGAGGAAAGUAAUAGCUGUUAGAUUGCUCUCCAACUUAGAAGGUUCAAACACAACAGUUCAUUUCACAGGAGCCACUCCAUCAUCCAGGGUGCCACUUCCUGUUUCCACACAGCUGUGAGCAGAGAGAGCACUGCCUUCCUUCAUGCUGAUGGGAAAAACUAUCAUUUGUACAUGGUGCCAUCUAGUGGCAUGCAACACAACCUACGCUGCGUUUAGCUCCUAAGUCACUAAAAGUUGAUUGACAGAGUGAAUAAGCAGGGUCUUUAUGACAAAUAGAUAUGUGGGAAUCUUCACUUUGACUCUGUAAUAGUUGUCUCAUGUUUUUUCAAUUAAAUCACCCACCUCAAAACAUGUCAUUAUGAGCCUAAUACAUCUUCAACUCAUUUAUACAUGUCCUAAGUUGCUUCUUUGUAAUGGAAACAUAAAACUGUCUUUGAAAGUUGUCAUUCUAACAUUUUUUAUUUCAUUGGACUUUGUAUGUUUUAAAAUACUUUUCCUCCAGUUCCCUGCUAUUUACCUUUGGAAAGGUAGGAGGUAUCUGCUUAGAAAGAAGAAAGUCUUAUAGAUGCAAAUGGCAACACUGUGUCUAAGGAAGAGAAAAUUGUGGUUGUUGAUAAAGGAGAUGAAAGAAGCUUCUUCUGAAUUUGUGAAUCUAAAGGCAAAGCUUCAUCCUGUUUUCAUUUUAUCCUCAACGCUAAUUCACAUUUUCUUAGUGGUCUGGAAGGAAUAAAGUUGGAUUCAGAAUUGCUAACUGGGCACCUGGUGAUGACAAGUGUGACGCCAAAGAUCUCGUAGCCAGCAGCCUUUCACCAACAUACUCUGAUGUACACACUCACCUUGUGACACAGAUGAUCGCAUCCUCACAUGAGCAGCGCCAGCUCUUCAAGGGCAGGACACUGUCAGGGGUGAGGUGUUCAGUGUUAUAGUGCAUCAUCAUUAGCCAGUCCAUAAAAGAGCAGAGUCAUUCUUAAGGAAAAAGUCAUGGGCCCGAGUUCAGGGCACUUGGAACGUAGGCAUUCACUAAUGGGUUUUAAAAGAUUUUUCUCCUAGAAGCAAGGUAUAUUAAAAACAAACAUUCAUAGGAAGAACUCAGACUUUUCCAGUCUGGGAAAAAGUAGAUGAGUCUCUUGUCUUAAGUGUCCUGUGCAUUUGUCAGAGACACAGCAGAUAUGCUCUUGGGCCACUCACAAACCUACACACGAAGAAGGGAGCUGGUAAAGUGAGCGCUGUCUCCCCAGAAUCCAUGGGCUCUUGCUUCUAGAGGGGUUGCUCCCUGGGGCCAUCAGAUGUAAAACUGUACAAGGACCUGUAAGGGUAUGUAAAAAAGAUAGAAAAGGUUUGUGCUCAGUCUGUAAGUUGAAUGUGCAUUUUAGUUUUGCUGAGCAGUUAUUCUAGACAAGUCAUUAGUUUUGUGUAGAGUCCUCAAUGCAAGUCCAAGGGCAGAGAAAGGAAGAACAACCAAUGAAACACAGCUGGAAUGAAACUAGGCUCUAGCCAUGUGCUCUGAGAAGCUUUGUAAGUCAGAAUGUCACUGCUCAAGACCAAUUAUUUGUAAAGAUGAUCGUAGCCAAUGAGCAUUAGAUUUUAUAAAUACAAUAAGAAAUAUUUUUAUCAAUUAUAUCAAGGUAAUAACAUUUUUUACCUUUCCAGUGCCUCAUAGGACCAACUAUUCUACUUUGUUUUUCUUUUUGUAUUAUUUUUAUAUUUUUAAAUGUACUGAGCUAAUGUUGACUGAAAUCUUUAGAACUUUCCCUCUGUGCAAUGAAAUACUGUUUCUCUACUCUAAGAGAUCUAUUUGUAUAAUGUGUAGCUGUUAAUGAUCACUUUGAAAGAUUUCCCUUGCAUCUUUAAUGAUUUUUUAAUGAAAUAAGGAAUAUGGAAAAUAAAUAUAUUGUAACCAAUGUUAAUUUAAGCUGAUGUCCAUGCGGGCCAAGUAAAUGAAGUAAUAAGUAUUUCCAGGAUUGUGACCUGAAAAACUAUUUUUGAAAGCUGGGCCUAUGGUCUUGAAUGUCACUGAGUGGAUUUGCUACAGACUAACAGUGAACUUCCUGAUUCUUUCGUCUUGGCAGCCAUGCAGCUGCUCAUGUUUUCAGAACUCUUUUGUUGAAGAUCCAUCUUCAGAAGAGUUCACAGCUCCAGAAUUCCCAGUGGGUGUGGCUGCUCCUUGUCCUGAUCCAUGGUGGGAUGGUAACAGGCUCACUCAACCAAGUGUACUGUAGGCCUCGGGCUUGCUUUCCUGUUGCUGGAGAGGUGUCAACAGGCCAAAUGGAUAGGCUCUCCACAAUGUGUGAACACACAGAGACAAGGUACAGGAGGCUAGGCCCAGUCCUUUGGGACUCAGGCUCCUCUAUACUGAAGGGAUCUGUCCAGAGAUCUCCUAGGUCCCAAGUUGGAAAUCCCUGUAGGAUACAAUAGUUGUGGUCCUGUAUGCAAUCAGCUGCCCACUGGCCAUAUUACAGUAUACAAGCUUUUCAUCAGACCAUUUCAGAUUUGUGUUUUGGUACAAUUAUAAGUUGCAGGUCAUAACCUUUCAGGGAUCCCUAACAAGCCUAAAUCCUGUGUCAUCCCUGAAUUCCAAAAUCUUCUGGAGGAGACAUCAUUUGCCCUGCUGUGAAACCUGAGGGACCAGGGCUGGAAGGCCUAGGUUGCAGUUUGGAGCCUGCCCUUUAUGCAGGUUUCACUGAUCGCCACCCUAAGGCCUUGGUGAUUAGCUCUUGGUCUUUGAUCCUCAGCACUAUGGUAAGGCAACAUCAAAGAAUCCUGGCUCAAGCUAUGUUAAACCUUUUUAAAGACAGCAUUAUAAAAACAAAGAAAUCUACAACCAGUGGAAAAUGCCUUUGCCCUUUAUUUUUAAAGUCAUUAACACCACCUGUAAAUGUACUAUACAAUAUCAGAUGUGUAGUCCUCUAUGCCUUGGAAAAGAAAUAUGGCUGCAGUUAGAACCCGCUCCUCUCCUAGACUCACACUCCUAUUGGCAAUGACGCCUUUGCCCCCCAGCCCAGUUGCAGGGAAUAUCAUCACUGUGUGUGUCAGAUGUCACAGUGUUGUAUGUAUUGCGUUUUAAUGUUGAGCCGAAGCAAGUUGGUAACCUUCCACUUUGCUCUUUCUAAAGAAGACAACCAAUGUUUGUCAGAGAAAAAUCCCCAGCAGUCUGUCUUGAAGAGGCUGGGUCAUCCUUGUGCUGUCUUCUUUGGAACAGUUCAGCUGCAGAAAUGUCAGACUGAGGUUUUGUGCUUUGACAUUUUUCUUUAAGUAGACCACCACCACCUUGGCUUCUCACCUAAAGAACACUUCUUUUGUUGCUGUGGAGUUCCCUCUUGCUGUAUCUUCUAUGCAAUUCCUUUUCUAAGACUCUCUGGCAGAGGUAGUAUGCUCGCUGGGCAUCCCAUCAGUCCAUCGCCUUGCUGUGUGUUGGAAGUGGGGGAUACCAGCUCUGGGUGUGCCUCUUUUCUCUCCCUGGCUGCCUCUCCCAAUUUUUUCCUGCAGUCCCCUUGGUUUGUAAAUUGCCUGCAUUUAUUGUGUCAGCCAACAUGUACAAAAUGUAAGAAAGAAUUUUUAAACAGGUAAUAAAUUAUAUUUAUAAGCAA